GGGGCCGCGACCACCAUGGCGGGGCCCGGCUGGGCGCCCCCGCGCCUCGACGGCUUCAUCCUCACCGAGCGGCUGGGCAGCGGCACGUACGCCACGGUGUACAAGGCCUACGGCAAGAAAGACACCCGGGAGGUGGUAGCCAUCAAGUGUGUGAGCAAAAAGAGUCUGAACAAGGCAUCAGUGGAAAACCUGCUGACCGAAAUCGAGAUCCUCAAGGCUAUUCGGCACCCCCACAUCGUGGAGCUAAAGGACUUCCAGUGGGACAGUGACAACAUCUACCUCAUCAUGGAAUUCUGUGCCGGGGGCGAUCUGUCCCGCUUCAUCCGCACCCGCCGAAUCCUGCCAGAGAAGGUGGCCCGCAUCUUCCUGCAGCAGUUGGCCAGUGCCCUUCAGUUUCUGCAUGGCCGUAAUAUCUCUCACCUGGAUCUGAAGCCACAGAACAUUCUGCUGAGCUCCCUGGAGAAGCCUCACCUCAAACUGGCAGACUUUGGCUUUGCACAGCACAUGUCCCCAUGGGAUGAGAAGCACGUGCUCCGAGGUUCCCCUCUCUACAUGGCCCCCGAGAUGGUGUGUCGGCGGCAGUACGAUGCCCGGGUGGACCUCUGGUCUGUUGGCGUCAUCCUGUAUGAGGCUCUUUUCGGCCAGCCGCCUUUUGCCUCCAAGUCGUUCACAGAACUGGAGGAGAAGAUCCGUAGCAACCAAGUGAUUGAGCUCCCCACUCGGCCCCAGCUCUCUCGGAACUGCCGAGACCUCCUCCAGCAGCUCCUGGAGCGGGACCCCGACAGGCGCAUCUCUUUCAAGGAAUUCUUCAAUCAUCCCUUUGUAGACCUUGAGCAUAUGCCAAGUGUCCAGAGCCUAGAGCAGGCGACUGCCCUGGUUGUGGAUGCUGUGAAGAAGGACCAGGAAGGAGAUUUCUCGUCUGCCCUGUCUCUCUACUGCAAAGCUCUAGACUACUUCAUUCCAGCCUUACACUAUGAAGUGGAUGCCAGACGCAAGGAGGCGAUAAAGGCGAAGGUGGGACAAUACGUGUCAAGGGCUGAGGAGCUCAAAGCCCUGGUCAAUUCCUCCAACCGGGCCCUUCUCCAGCAGGGCACCUGUGCCCAAGACCUUCUCAAAGAAAUGGCCAGAGACAAGCCACGACUUGUGGCUGCCCUGGAGGUGGCUUCGGUGGCUAUGGCCAAGGAGGAGGAGGGCCAGGACGAUGGAGAUGCCCUGGACCUGUACCAGCAGAGCCUCGGGGAACUGCUCUUGCUCUUAGCAGCUGAACCUACUGGGAGGAGGCGGGAGCUGUUACAUGCCGAGAUCCAGACCCUGAUGGGGCGAGCAGAGUACCUGAAAGAGCAAAUCAAGAUGAAGGAGACCCGAUUGGAAGCUGAGUCGGUGGACAAAGAUGGGCUGUCCGAGUCUGUCCGAAGCUCCUGUACUCUCCAGUGACCUGUGGGCCUGAUCUCUGGAGUCCUGUCACCAGAUGCAAGCCUUGAGGAGGGUGGCAGGGGGAAAGGGCAGAGAAAUGUAGCCUUCUGGGAGAUCAGGGUACAAACCAUCCUGGGGAGAGUGGUCCUGUGAGGGAGGGACUCUGGGAUUCUACCUCCUACCCCCAGAAAGGGAGAUUAAGGGCCCCAUUUCUGACCAACAAGGUCCUUCUGUCUGCUGGAGUUCCUAAUCUCAUUCUUGUGUUCCCCCUAAGGGGAUUCCCUGGAAGAAGAGGGUUCUGGAAUCAUGACUCCAUCCUCUCCUGCCACUUUGGCUAACACUGGGUGCUUCCUUUGCUGAGUGGGCUGAGUUCUCUGGCAGUUAUUUCUAAGCAUGGCUGGGGGACUUCUCUAUUACUGCCCCCCUCCAUUUCUUUUCCCCUGUCACUCCCCAAACCCACUGGAAGGGCAGAGAUGCUUAACUGGUGAUUGUCCCCUUGACAUUUUUCUCCUUUGACCUGGAGGUCUUUUAUUUAGGAAACUGACUGAGGCCUAGUGGACUGGGCCACACUUCCUGGCCGUGGCUAAACUGAUCCUCCCAGAAUCGGGGAGAAUGAAACUGACCUCACUUUUCUGACCCAGGAACCCUUCUCAUAGUUAAAGAGGGGGCCUUGUUGUUUCAUUCAAACAUGCUUUCCUAAACAGGGUGUGGAGCCCUCUAUAUAACACCUGGUUGUGGCGCACCCAUCACUAACCUGGCUUUGCCUAGCCAGGCCUCUCUUCCUAGCUGUGUGCUAAAUCCUCAUCCUUGGACCCUUCCCUCUGGACUUUCCUAGCUGGCACUCAUGGCCAUUAGCCAGAGUCAGUGUGCACUGAGAUCCCCACUCAGGGUCCCCUUUCCCAGUCCCCUUGGAAUCAGACCAUCCUUCCCAAACAGCUAGGUGUAUUAGCUGUGUCAGAGACAAUCUUGGUUUAACAAAAUAAUAAUCCUUUAAACUUGAAACCUCAUCUAUACUUACUGGGGGAAGUCAGUUCAGCGGCACGUAUGUGGUGGUAGAGGAAGUGACCAGGAGAUGGCAGACUGAUUUUUUUAAAUCGGAUCCCAUCCCUGGGAAGCAAGGGAUCGGUGUGGGGAAGAGGGGACACGCUCUCCCAAGCCUGGAAUGCAUCACUUCCCCACCCCAAAUCCAUUGCAUGGAUAAAGGAUGUAGGCUUUGGGGCUGCUUAGGGCUGCAGAGAUUGAAGGUGGCUGUUUGUGGGGCUGGUUGGUUUCUGUCUGAAUGGCUUCCAGAUGCAGUUAAACUAGUCCAGGCACAGGAGUCAAGAAACCCACCCUUGGUUGGCUUCAAGAUCUCCAGCAAGGCCUUUUGGACUUCAGUUUGCUUGUCUGUGAAAUGGGAGUGAUUCUCAGUAUAUGCUACCCUUCUCCCCUGACAGGACUGUUAAAAAAAAUUGAAUGAGAUGAAAAUGCCUGGAGAAUACAAAAUGCUUUGCUAGUGAGAGGCAGCAUCACAUUCCUUUGGGUUGGUUUAAAAACAAAACAGAACCAAGCCCUGGAGAGAGUUCUGUGAUGAUAAUAUUUAGAUGGUGUUUGAAAGUUUCCAAAAGGCUGUAUACAUAUUACCUUGUUUGAUCCUCACAACAAUCAGUGAGGUAGGUGCUAUUUUCACUCCCAUUUCGUAGAUAAGGAAAACUGAGUCAGAGAGAGGUAGUGACUUAACCUGGGGUCACGUAGCUAGUAAGUAUCUAUGCCAGAAUUGCCCUCCCAUCCACAGUCUGGUUAAAGAGAAUAUGCUUUACUGUUUUCUCAAUUAAAUUAUUUUCUAAAGUCA
Vombatus ursinus (common wombat) is the source of this 3244-nucleotide messenger RNA. It is a transcript of the gene ULK3, whose product is annotated as unc-51 like kinase 3. Gene Ontology annotation, biological process: protein autophosphorylation; autophagosome organization; peptidyl-serine phosphorylation. The transcript is spliced from 16 exons. The coding region runs from base 16 to 1434 and encodes 472 amino acids. Gene Ontology annotation, cellular component: autophagosome; cytoplasm. Lineage: Eukaryota; Metazoa; Chordata; Mammalia; Diprotodontia; Vombatidae. Gene Ontology annotation, molecular function: protein serine/threonine kinase activity; ATP binding. The record is from RefSeq and is a predicted model, not a curated record.